This is a messenger RNA of Exophiala oligosperma, 3247 nucleotides long. RefSeq lists its product as uncharacterized. The transcript has a single exon. Gene Ontology annotation, biological process: exocytosis; Golgi to plasma membrane transport. NCBI's taxonomy places the organism in Eukaryota, Fungi, Ascomycota, Eurotiomycetes, Chaetothyriales, Herpotrichiellaceae. Bases 82 to 3201 code for a protein of 1039 amino acids. Gene Ontology annotation, cellular component: exocyst. The record is from RefSeq and is a predicted model, not a curated record.
GUUGGUUUGCUUCAGCUCAUAUCAAGACAGAGUGGGUGAUUGAUGGUCAUGUAGUUGAUUGAAACUGUGAAUCAACCCACAAUGGACGACAGAGAGAGGACAGUUGUCACCCAUUAUAACCUGCCGACCGCCUAUCCGACUGAAUGGCCCAAGGAACUUGAUGAUAGUGACGAUGAUGAUGACGGACCUGACGCUAUCGGGGUCAGACGCUCCAGAUCGCGCUACUCGGCAUUAGAGAGAACGACCAGCGAAAGGAAGAGUCUUAUUCCAGGGUCGCAGCAAACCAAAGACGGCCGAGCGAACUUGGUUUCCAAGGACGAGCAGGAUGCCCUGGGAGCUCAUCAAAGUGUUAUGAACACGUUGAGGAGAGCGGGGAUGAAAGUGGACGACGAUUCGCGCUUACGAAACAAGUUCAUGCUUUCUUCUACAACAUUUUCUCCUGGAAUGUUUCUGUCAGUAACUCAUCGUGAGGCAUCCACAGAGGAUCUUUUACGAGGCUUGGAAUACUUGACCCGAUCUAUCGACCAAAAGUCAUCGUCCCUGAAAGCCCUUGUGGAGACCAACUUCGAGCGCUUCGUGCGUGCCAAAGCUACCAUCGACAAUGUAUACACUGAAAUGCGGAAUCAAGGUGUGGAACCCGUCGAACAACCUGGUCCGACCUCGCCCAGACAUUCUCGACGCACCAGUGGUAUACACUUCCGGAACAUUAGCAGUGGCAGUGCGGCUGGUAUGUCUGCGCCACCUCCAAAACCGAGCAAGAACGCACUGCGAAAGGAGACGGAUUAUGGUGUUCAGGGCAUCAGAGUUCCGUUGCUGGAGGUGUCGCAGAAAGCACAAGAUGUCUGGGGUCCUGCUCUAGGAGGUAAAGAACGUGAGAACAACCUCAAAGCGAUUGCAGAUGCCGUGACCAAGGAUCGAAUGUUAUAUGAGCUUGGCUCAGAUCUCAACUAUGCUAUUAAACAGAAGGACUAUGACAAAGCUGUCGAGCUCUAUGAUGCCGCCAGACGGUAUGUCGCCGAUGCAAAAACCCUCAGCGAUGGAGUGGUACAGUACGGUCGCACUCUUUCAGAUGAAGAAGUUCACAGAAUUUUGGCAAUUGGGCGCAUGUGGACAGAUGCAGAAGAACAAGUCAAAGCCCUUAAACGAGAUAUCUGGCGAAAAUUGUCCAACGUUUCUUCAACAAGCCCGCUUCCGGGGGCAUCACAGGCUGAAGAGCACAUGGAGCUGAUCUGUGUGUUGUUACACCUUGGGGUAGAAGAAUCCCCGAUUUGGGUUUUCCUGUUAAGUCGGUAUGAUUAUCUCAAGAACAAAAUAGCUGCAGUGGUGGAACGUUCGAAGAUCGAGAUCGAGAUUCUGCGACGGCGUCUCGCCGCUGGCAAUGCACCUUCGUCCGAUGUUGUGGCCACGUUCCUGCGACAAGCGUCCAAGGAUCGGCCUGAAGCUCUUGAUACCGAUGACGUUAUCGACUUCUGGCAUUGUAUCCAAAACUAUCUGACCAAAAUGCUUUCCGUGUCGAAUGGCCUGCUGGGAGAAGUUGUGGACUUCUGGGAGUCAGCGCAAUCCUUUCUCGAUUCGACCAAGCAGAAUAAUCUACCCUCUGGAUGGGACGGAGAGAGCAGGAAACAUCACACACUGUCGGAAUCAGAUGCCAGCGCCCUGCGUAGUGGGCUUGUUGAAUUGAUUGGCCAACUCAGAGAUGCUGUAUUUUCGCUCUUCGCAGACCCUCCCACUGAGGACAUUUCAUCUUUGUUCUCGCCAGCGCCAGGCUCCGCUGCUACGCCGACAACGCCAUUAACUGGUUCUGCCUUUUCGCCCACUGAUGGACGGAUCGGCAGGCUUGAUCCUCAAAACCUACCAGCGGCCGCUGCAAAGAAGGGGGAACCGUGGGAAGACUUUGCGUUCUGGCCUCCUCACUCGAACGCACUCAGUGCGGUGCAUUAUCUGGAGAAGAUUCUUGCGCUUGUGGGGGCUGCUGCCAACGAAAUGGCGUCUCUUGGCCCAGUCAACAGCAGCGCAUCAUAUGAGAAGAUCAAAGUCAUGAUCAGUGGGGCACGGGAGAGAUGCAUGCGUGCGGUCUGCGAAGCUUGGAGUAAGGAUGCUGAGAGCUGCAAGUCUCUUGAGGAUUGGGUCAGAGCACCAGAAAAGCGAGACCAAACACGUAUGCCAGGAUAUUUCGAAGCUUUCGAGAGAAAGGUCCUGCUCGGCAUGCAGCAGGUCUUGUAUUUCUCGAAUACGAACACCAAGCCAGGGAGCCGGGAUAUCAUCACGCCACCGUCUACGAAACUAUUGCAGAUGGUUCGUACGCAGUUCGUCAGCAGUGUCUACAAAGCUGUCAGUGGCAUGCUAGAAAACGCAGAAGCUUCGCGACAAGGAGAUGAGGAUGACUGGGUCUUGGUGACAAGCCUUGACAGUAUAACGAAUGGCGCAGUCCCCAACGAGACCGUCACACAAAAUGCAAUCAACGCGUCGAGCAGGAAUGUCCGCAUGCUCCUCACCAUGUCGAACCUCAAAGCCUUGCGCAACGAGCAUGUCCCCUCUCUCAUUCAAGUCUUUGAGUCAUCGUUUUCGGUCAAACUAGCCGAAGAGUCCAAGACGAUUAGAGAUGUCUUUGGUCAGAUUGACGCGAAGCUCUUCCAUUCCUACACGCGGCCAAUGGUCGCGGCCUUGACCAAGAUCAUCAAAGAAGGUAUUAAUACUCCCGACUGGGCCCCCAAAACGUCUCGACCCGACCAGGUCAGGCCGUAUGUCUACGCUGCUCUCAUGACGCUCGUGAUGGUGCACACGGAAGUAUCAACAACGGUCUCUAGCACAGGGUCGAGCAGCCCCUUGCUGAGUGAAAUAUUAUCCUAUCUUGUCGAGAAUAUCUCACAAGCUCUGCUUGACGGUUUCAAAGAGCGGAAGCCUAAUACUUAUACCCUCCCAGCUCUGAUGCAGGCGACUCUAGACACUGAAUUCAUAGCUCAAACGAUGAGUCAAUAUGCCACGGCCAAAGCUAGCGAAGUGCAGGGACAAAUAUACACGGAGCUGGACAAGCGAACCACAAAUGAAGCGCGAACUAGGCUGCAGCAGGAGUUGGGCGACAUGCGAGUCGUGCUCAAGAAACUCCGGGAAGGAAGUAGAAAUAGUUUUGGUUGUUUCAAGAAACAAAGGCCCUCGGAUAAGGAUCGCGGUCGACCCGAGAGGAAAGCCACUGGAACAUGAGACUUGUUAGACAUCUCUCGAGUCAAUGGAUGGAUAGAUCAUCUUC